AUGGCGGGCCCCUGGUGGAGCCGCUGUCGGAACUGGAGCACAAACUUUACGAGUGCGUCUGUGUUCGAAACCCUGCGGCGUGUGAGCGGCCGGUCCGCGGCUCUGACCGAGGUGGCCUUCCCGGGGCGGGCGUCCUGGAGCUCCAGGCCCCGGAGCGAGGCACAGCCGAUGACAAACCUGAAAAUCUUCAACUUUACCUCAUCUCUAAACAGACUCAAGCCCCGGUUGCUGGGUCCCACACUACAGCCGUGCUGCUGCAGGACGAUACACAGCGACGCUCAGGUCCAGGACCCGUUCACGUUAGCCCAGAAAGACCUGACGAGUUUAUACGAUGAUAUCAAAAAGGAGUUGUUUGUGUCUAAAGAAGAGCUGAAGUUUCUCUGUGACUAUUACUUUGAUGGAAAAGGCAAAGCGAUCCGACCGAUGAUUGUCGUCCUGAUGGCGCGGGCUCUCAACAUCCACAGCAACCGAGCAGGAGAUCUGCUCCCGGGGCAGAGGGCCAUCGCCAUGAUCUCAGAGAUGAUUCACACUGCCAGUCUGGUGCACGACGACGUCAUAGACGGCUCAGAUAAGCGGCGUGGAAAGGGAACGAUCCAUGAAGUGUGGGGUGAAAGAAAGGCGAUCUUGGCUGGAGAUUUCAUUCUCUCAGCCGCCUCCUUGGCUUUGGCUCGUAUCGGUAACAUCACUGUGGUUAAGGUUCUGUCGCAAGUCAUAGAAGACCUGGUCAGAGGUGAGUUCAUGCAGCUGGGCUCCAAAGAGAACGAGAACGAGCGAUUCAAGCACUACCUCGAGAAAACCUUCAAGAAGACGGCGAGUCUCAUUGCAAACAGUUGUAAAGCAGUUUCCAUUCUGGUAAACCCUGAUCCUGAUGUUCAUGAAAUCGCCUUCCAGUUCGGGAAGAAUGUCGGCAUCGCAUUCCAGCUCGUGGACGACGUGUUGGACUUCACAUCAGGAGCCAGUCAGCUGGGGAAACCUUCAGCCGCAGAUCUCAAACUGGGUUUAGCCACUGGACCAGUUCUGUUCGCCUGUCAACAGUUUCCUGAGCUUCAUGCAAUGAUCAUGAGACGGUUCAGCUCUGAUGGAGAUGUAGAUCGAGCCUGGAAAUACGUCCUUCAGAGUGAUGGCGUGGAACAGACCAGCUUCCUGGCCCGGCACUACGGUCAAGAAGCCAUCCGACACGUCCGAAUGCUCCGGCCGUCCCCGGAGAGAGACGCCCUCAUCAGGCUCACGGAGAUGGUGCUCACCAGAGACAAAUGAACCUCCUGUGCCCGGGGCUUCACUUCAGGCAGCUACCUGUGGAAAGGCAAACUCCCCCCGGGCCCCUUGUGUCUGCACAGGGCGGGACGAAGACAUCGAGAGAGAGAGAGAAGAGAUGGACGUUGGGUUCAGACCGACCCCUGCUGCUGGUUUAGUGCCAAAUGAGAAGCGACCUCGUUUGUGUCCGAGCACCUAAUCAGAAUCACGGGAUCAGAACAGCACUCGGGGGUCUCGUCUGAACGGACUCCUGUCGUUUCAUGACUCGACAUAAACUCUUAAAAUAUACACACGAGGCUGAGUCACCUCGUGAAGCUUUGACAUAUAUACACACAUCCUUUUAGAUUUCAGGUCCUACAGGGAAUCAAUGAGAUGGUUUUGAGAUUAAUCUGAACGCAACACUAUGUAACGUUGACUGAACAACAGCGCCCCCUGCAGCUACACGUGAUUCAUUACAUCUGUAGAGAAAACACGCUUAUUCCCACUUACUGAAUGGUGCAUAUUACCCAUGAUCCCCGGCUUCCUGAACCAAAGAGCUGAGGCUAAUUCACAAAACUGUGUUCACAAUUCUUCAUAUUUAAAAAUGCGAUGGGAAUGGAUUCGAUCAUCAUUCAUUCUGGAGUCAAAUGACUCAGCAGGGUUUUAAUAGGCCCUGAUCCGUGGUGAUGUGAUGGCCCGGGUGUUUCAAACUGAUCUCCAGUUCAGCUUUACUCUUUGACUUGUUGGACCCGAGGAUUGAAGCUGUGACUGUCUGUUGUUCUCACAGGAGAUCGAACCCACUCACCAAAGUUUCAUAGGACAGACGUAACAUUCUCCAUAUUCAGUCAAUGAAACCUCAAACUCAUUCUGAAGCUGCUGUUUAUGGGUAAAAAUAGUUUCAUAGUGUUGCUUUUAAAUCACCGGCUGCCACCACAUCACAGUACUGUACCUGCAGCCGCCUCCCACUCCUCGGGGAUCGGUCGGUUACACGCUCGUCCUGAGAUGUGGAGUGGCUGCAUUUCUGUUUAAUUCCAAAUAAGAUGCAUAAUCAUCAUCGGUGUGUUCGUCCGGCUCCGUCCGCACCACCACCACCACGGUCACAUCUCCGUUUCUCUGACUUGUUAAAUGUUCUGAGGAAACUUCUGUAAAGCAAAGUGCCGUUUUACAACCCAGGCCUUAACAUCUGCAACGACUGUGCUCAAUAAAUCCAACAGUUUGUUUUUUAUUUAA
Messenger RNA from Pleuronectes platessa (European plaice), 2463 nucleotides. It is a transcript of the gene pdss1, whose product is annotated as prenyl (decaprenyl) diphosphate synthase, subunit 1. Bases 1 to 1257 code for a protein of 418 amino acids. The record is from RefSeq and is a predicted model, not a curated record. Lineage: Eukaryota; Metazoa; Chordata; Actinopteri; Pleuronectiformes; Pleuronectidae. The transcript is spliced from 11 exons. Gene Ontology annotation, molecular function: prenyltransferase activity. Gene Ontology annotation, cellular component: transferase complex; mitochondrion. Gene Ontology annotation, biological process: ubiquinone biosynthetic process; isoprenoid biosynthetic process.